CAUAUACACUGAUGUACUUAAUAUUUGCUUGUCUGUUAAAACUGGCUGCCAACUAUCAAGUUGGACUCAUGGAUUUGUCUAUUCAGGGUCCAAAAAAGACUGAAACCCACAAACUAACAGGAAGACAGACAAACAACCAUAAUUAAUCCGGACAAAACUAGUAGCACAAACUCACAAUUCUCCCAUUCAGUAAAAGAGGGGAGGGGAAGGAGUAAACAUUGCAGUUGUGUAACUUGCCUCUUGCCAAUCAGAGCAGCUCUUACUCAGACCCCUCCCCUGCUUCAGUGAGAUUUAUAGUGGCCUUCUCCUCCACUCUAAUGUUGCUUCAACUUCUCAAAGUCUGAGCAGUCAGGGGGUCCACACAGCUGCAGGAUUAUGGCACCAGGAAAGAAGGGAGUCUUGGAGCGUCUUGACGCUGGGGAGAUCGUGAUUGGUGAUGGAGGCUUCGUGUUUGCCCUCGAGAAGAGAGGCUACGUGAAGGCUGGUCCCUGGACCCCUGAAGCCGCCGCAGAGUACCCUGAAGCAGUGCGACAGCUGCACAGGGAGUUCCUGAGGGCCGGGGCCAACGUUAUGCAGACCUUCACCUUCUACGCCAGUGAUGACAAACUGGAAAACAGAGGCAACAAGCUCAGCUUCACUGGGGCUCAGAUCAACGAGGCCGCCUGCAAUUUGGCCCAGGAGGUAGCCAGUGAGGGCGAUGCCCUGGUUGCUGGGGGAGUGUGUCAGACUCCUUCCUACCUGAGCUGCAAGAGUGAGACAGAGGUGAAGGCCAUCUUCAAGAAACAGCUGGAUGUGUUCAUUAAGAAAAAUGUGGACUUCCUGAUUGCUGAGUACUUUGAGCACGUUGAGGAGGCAGUGUGGGCUGUGGAGGUGCUGAAGGAGACGGGGAAGCCUGUGGCUGCUUGUAUGUGUAUCGGACCAGAGGGAGACAUGCACGGUGUCUCACCUGGAGAGUGUGCUGUCAGGCUGGUGAAAGCCGGUGCCCAGAUCAUUGGAGUCAACUGUCACUUUGACCCAAUGACCUGCGUGAAAGCUGUCAAGAUGAUGAAGGAGGGAGUGGAGAAGGCUGGGCUGAAGGCUCACUACAUGGUGCAGCCCCUGGCAUACCACACCCCCGACUGCAGCUGUCAGGGAUUCAUCGAUCUGCCAGAAUUCCCCUUCGGUCUGGAGCCCAGGAUCCUGAGCCGCUGGGACAUGCACCAGUACGCCAGAGAGGCCUACAAUUGUGGCAUUCGCUACAUUGGCGGCUGCUGUGGCUUUGAGCCUUAUCACAUCAGGGCUGUGGCAGAGGAGCUAGCCCCUGAGAGAGGCUACCUCCCAGCCGCAUCAGAGAAACACGGCAACUGGGGUGCUGGUCUGGAGAUGCACACCAAGCCCUGGGUCAGAGCCAGAGCCCGCCGUGACUACUGGGAGAACUUGAAGCCAGCCUCUGGUCGUCCCCUGUGUCCCUCCAUGUCUUCCCCCGAUGGCUGGGGUGUAACCAAGGGCCACUCUGAGCUCAUGCAGCAGAAAGAGGCCACCUCUCAGGACCAACUCAAGCAGCUGUUCGACAGGUCAAAGAGCCACUGAGUCCGGUCCGUCUCCCUCAGCACUGGCAACAGAGCUGAGUCAAACAGCCGUGCCGUGCAGCUAUAAGCGCUGCACAGUGGUGUGCACUAUCUNUAUACACAGUGCUGCACCUAACAAACAUGUCAGCGGUCGAAUGUUCACUUGAGACUGGCACUGUUCUGUGCAUAUGUUGAUUGUAAGACUGUAGUUUGCGUGAAGCCACAGUGGAGUCUCAAGUUAGGAGUCGGCCCAUGUUAAGAUCAGGGACCUUUUUGCUUUCCAUGGACCAGUUUGUUUAAUAAAAUAAGACCUAAUAAAAUGUGAA
Molecule: messenger RNA, 1873 nt
Organism: Morone saxatilis (striped sea-bass)
Lineage: Eukaryota; Metazoa; Chordata; Actinopteri; Moronidae
Product: betaine--homocysteine S-methyltransferase 1-like
Exons: 9
Coding region: 376-1569 (397 amino acids)
Molecular function (GO): betaine-homocysteine S-methyltransferase activity; zinc ion binding
Source: RefSeq, a predicted model, not a curated record